AAGAAACAUUUAUUAUUUUAUAUUUAUAAAUCCGGUGGAAUUAGAUAUGUGGGUUAUGAUGGAAUUACCAAUGAUCAUCUUGCCAUUAUUGAAAAGGUUGGUGGUGGUGUUCUGGACGAUGUAGAUAUUAUGAAUGAAUUUUCCACAACUCCACAAUUUAGGAAUCCUUAUAGAUAUUCAUUAGAAUAA
Molecule: messenger RNA, 189 nt
Organism: Funneliformis mosseae
Lineage: Eukaryota; Fungi; Glomeromycota; Glomeromycetes; Glomerales; Glomeraceae
Source: the annotation of a GenBank genome assembly